ACCUGCAGAAAAGAAAAAGGAAGCAGAGAGGAACGGCGGAUCUGACCGCCCGCCCCGAUUUCUCCUCCGCUAUUUAUACGGCCCUCCCCACCGGCUCCGGGCAUCGCCACAACCAAUUCGCAACCUCCCCUCCCCCCCGUUCUCCUCAUUGUCCUCGCGCUCCGCUCCGACGACCAACCGCACCACACACCACUAGCCUGCCUGCCUGCCUGCCGCCAAGGCAAGAUGGUGAAGAUCUGCUGCCUUGGGGCUGGCUAUGUUGGUGGCCCCACAAUGGCGGUCAUCGCCCUCAAGUGCCCUGACAUUCAGGUGGUUGUCGUAGAUAUCACCAAGUCCCGGAUUGAUGCCUGGAACAGUGACACACUGCCAAUCUAUGAGCCUGGCCUUGAUGAAGUCGUGAAGCAGUGCCGUGGAAAGAACCUCUUCUUCAGCAAUGACAUUGAGAAGCAUGUUAGUGAGGCUGACAUUAUCUUUGUGUCGGUAAACACCCCAACCAAGACCCGUGGUCUUGGAGCUGGUAAGGCUGCUGAUCUCACUUACUGGGAGAGUGCAGCUCGCAUGAUCGCUGAUGUGGCCAAAUCGGACAAGAUCGUGGUCGAGAAGUCCACUGUUCCAGUCAAGACUGCUGAGGCAAUUGAGAAGAUCUUGACCCACAACAGCAAUGGCAUCAACUUCCAGAUCCUCUCCAACCCGGAGUUCCUUGCUGAAGGUACUGCUAUCCAAGACCUAUUUAACCCUGACCGUGUUCUUAUUGGAGGACGUGAGACCCCAGAAGGUCAGAAGGCGGUUCAGACGCUCAAGGCUGUGUAUGCGCAUUGGGUUCCUGAGGAUCAGAUCCUGACAACCAACUUAUGGUCUGCGGAGCUAUCGAAGCUUGCAGCCAAUGCGUUCUUGGCCCAGAGGAUCUCCUCUGUGAAUGCCAUGUCAGCCCUCUGCGAGGCCACUGGUGCAAAUGUUUCUGAGGUGUCCUAUGCUGUGGGCAAGGACUCUAGAAUUGGCCCAAAGUUUUUGAAUGCCAGUGUUGGAUUUGGAGGCUCUUGUUUCCAGAAGGAUAUCCUCAACCUGGUUUACAUCUGCGAGUGCAAUGGCCUCCCAGAAGUCGCCAACUACUGGAAGCAGGUGAUCAAGAUCAAUGACUACCAGAAGAGCCGGUUCGUGAACCGUGUUGUUUCCUCUAUGUUCAACACUGUUGCGAACAAGAAGAUUGCGGUGCUUGGUUUUGCAUUCAAGAAGGAUACUGGUGACACUAGGGAGACUCCAGCUAUUGAUGUCUGCAAGGGUCUGCUUGGUGACAAGGCUAAGAUCAGCAUUUAUGAUCCUCAGGUGACUGAAGACCAAAUCCAGCGUGACCUUGCGAUGAACAAAUUUGACUGGGACCACCCUGUCCAUCUCCAGCCAAUGAGCCCCACAACUACAAAGCAAGUCUCGGUUACCUGGGAUGCGUAUGAGGCGACCAAGGAUGCCCAUGGCAUCUGCAUCAUGACUGAGUGGGAUGAGUUCAAGACUCUUGACUACAAGAAGAUCUAUGACAGCAUGCAGAAGCCUGCCUUUGUUUUUGAUGGCCGCAAUGUUGUUGACUCUGAGAAGCUCAGGGAAAUUGGAUUCAUUGUCUACUCCAUUGGCAAGCCACUCGACGGUUGGCUCAAGGACAUGCCUGCUGUGGCUUAAAUAAACUCUGAUAGAGGGAGGAGAUCCGCCUCGGGUGAAUCCAUGAGCAGCUAUCUAUAGGGAUUCAGCUUGUUAUUUCUCUUUAUAGUUGCUGUUUAUCUUGUGCCAGAAAAUCAGAUGUCAUUUUUUUUUCUUCCUUGAGUGUUUCUUCGGGGUUUACAGUGUUAGAAUGGCAUGGUACACUGGGAUGUGUCAUUCCUUUGCUCCAUUGUCACAGCUUUGUAGCUAAUGUCUGUUGUUGCACCUUUAUCAUGUUACUGGUGUUCAUCCUGUUGGUUAUACAUGUGGCUUCAGUUACUAA
Molecule: messenger RNA, 1969 nt
Organism: Hordeum vulgare subsp. vulgare (domesticated barley)
Lineage: Eukaryota; Viridiplantae; Streptophyta; Magnoliopsida; Poales; Poaceae
Product: UDP-glucose 6-dehydrogenase 4-like
Exons: 2
Coding region: 226-1668 (480 amino acids)
Biological process (GO): glycosaminoglycan biosynthetic process
Cellular component (GO): cytosol; nucleus
Molecular function (GO): UDP-glucose 6-dehydrogenase activity; NAD binding
Source: RefSeq, a predicted model, not a curated record